AGGCCUAUUCUCUACCAGUGUGGUCUGAGACCGGUGGAUAUGAUGAGUACUACAGCUUAUCUCGGGACUUGGUGGAGCUGUUAUCUGUGCGUCCCCGAUUUCCCUUCGUGGGCACCUUUGUUGCUUUCAACGAUCGUUCCCAUUACUACUGCAACUCGGAGAAUGGAUCACUUCAUCGUAAUGUUGAUUCACAGGGUAAUUUGAUUCUCAGGGCAGAAGGGGCGGCGCUUGAGGACUAUGUCCGCAUUAAAGUUGAAAUCCCAGAGGAUGAUAACCGGAUUGACACUGCAAACUACGUCUUCUAUGUGGACCCGUACUUAUGUAACAGUGUCAUUGUCCACACAAUGCCAACAAGAUAUGGCCGUGAUAUAGACGUGUUUUUCGUGCCGAUGUAUCGUGCUAUACAGGCCAGCUUGUGUGUCAACCUUGAUCUCGCAUCUGGCAGUGGCUGUAGCUAUGCAUAUGGCGAAAUCACAGCGCACCAUGAGUUCUACGGUGACUUUAAUGUCCUGCUUUUUCAGUGUGGAGAAGAUGAUAUGGCAGAGGUUGUUGAUGGCAGACUUCCAUUGUUGCGGACUUGGGCAGCUGUUCCGAUAUACUUAGAGCCGCUCUUGAUAAUCAAGCUGAACCUUAAUGUUUUUACUAAUUCUGACCAUGUUAAUGACGGUCAUGCCAUCUCCUUCCAAGGUGAUCUUACCUUCUACCAUGACCAGUAUGAAAAGACAAUCUGCAAUGCUGACCAUGGUACAGUUGAAGUGCAGAUUGGGUACCGUUAAUUGCCCAGCAGGGGGAUGCUAUCCGUUGUAAACUAACCUUUUAUAUGUAUGAUAUUGCUGUAUGGAUCAGCUGGAUUUAUGUCAUAUAUCCCUCUGAA
Aegilops tauschii subsp. strangulata is the source of this 874-nucleotide messenger RNA. RefSeq lists its product as uncharacterized. Lineage: Eukaryota; Viridiplantae; Streptophyta; Magnoliopsida; Poales; Poaceae. The record is from RefSeq and is a predicted model, not a curated record.